Ornithodoros turicata is the source of this 1729-nucleotide messenger RNA. Its product is annotated as venom metalloproteinase antarease TserMP_A-like. The transcript is spliced from 14 exons. The coding region runs from base 66 to 1721 and encodes 551 amino acids. The record is from RefSeq and is a predicted model, not a curated record. NCBI's taxonomy places the organism in Eukaryota, Metazoa, Arthropoda, Arachnida, Ixodida, Argasidae. Gene Ontology annotation, biological process: proteolysis. Gene Ontology annotation, molecular function: metalloendopeptidase activity.
UCCUCGAGUGUAAACGUGGGUUGCUCCGGUUGGUCUUUCAUGUAUGGCCGUGCAUCCCUUUGAUAAUGAUUUGGGCGCAGCACAGUUGGUGUCUCGAGCCGUCCUCGGAUGAAGCAAUCGUGUACCCUCAGUUCCUGGAAGGAAGGUCAGACAGUGGUGCAAGAGUAUUGAAACUCAACGAUGAACUCACUUUGCACCUUGAACAAAGGUCUGCGUUCGAUAACCACCUACUUAUAAGGACGAUGGGGGAAGAUAAUACAGUCAUCGAAAGGCUUGUGGAUACGGCAGAAAUCAACAACAAACUUUUCCAAGAUCAACAUCACAUGGCUUCAGCAGUAAUCUCUGAAGAAGACGGACUCCAUGUGAAUGGCAUCAUCGGCGAUGAGCUACGCAUCCGCCCUCUGUUGACGAUGGAACGCACUGCAGAAGGCCACGUUCCUCAUCUACUCCACCGUGCGGAAACCUUGAGGUCUGAAGCUGUCACGCACGACUACGUUUUCAUGCCUCGCUCAGACGACGACAGUCAGCAGCAUGACCGCAUCCUCAUCGAAGGACGCAGCAUCACCGCAAUCAAGCCGGAAGUACAUGUAGUCAUGGACGCUGUGUACUACAAGCUGUUCAAUUACAAAGAUAGCGACAUUAUUGCGUACUAUGGAGCCGUUCUUAAUUCCAUAAACCUCCGAUAUGAAACCAUCCCAGACCCGAAAGUGACUAUAAAGAUCACUGGCUUCACUUUCAAUAAGGACGCCGCGGAUGACAAGUACAUUUCAACUUUCGGCAUAUACGGCCCUCAUGGCGUUACCGAUAUGCAAACCACUUUGGCAAAGUUCACGUCGACUUACAGGGCCGAGCACUAUGGCUUCUUUCACAAAACGGACAUCUUGGUACUAGUCACAGGGAGGGAUAUGUGCACCAUGAAUGGGCGAAGUCUGUCUUGUGGCACCGCUGGAUUGGCUUAUAUAUCGGGCGCAUGCACAUACUACCGGACGGCCGUGGUUGAAGACAAGCCGUGGUCGUACGAUUCUGUUCGCUACAUGGCACACGAAUUAGCCCACAACUUGGGAUGCGUUCAUGAUGGCAAUGGUCCAGACGGCAGCGUCGAGAACCACCCCGGUGCCGAGGCGUGCCCAUGGGGGGAUGGUUACAUCAUGAGCUAUGUACAGAACAGCACCAACGAGUUCCACUUCUCUGAGUGCUGUGCGAGGCAGAUUAAACAUGUCGCUAACCUACCCACCCGUGGAUGUCUGCGCACGAACAACACGGGGUACGCAAGGCCAGCAACAGAGUACCUGCCUGGCACAAAUAUCUCUUUGGAUGAACUGUGUAGGAGAUCGUUUCCCUACGUCACUCCGAGAUUCAUUUUCGAUACGAAUAAACCACGCGUUGGGUGUAAAGUACCGUGCCGGAGCCCCGCAUCUGUUGGGUGGCGAUAUCGCACUGGGUUGGCGGCCGGCCUGGACGGGACACCCUGUGGGGCGGACAAUGACAUGAUAUGCAUACGCGGUGAAUGUGUACCGCAUCCCGCGCCCAAAAAGAAGGAGGAGGAAAAGAAGAAAAAGGCGAACACCGAAAAAACUAAUAACCUGAAGGCACCGAAGAAGUCGAGGACUACACCUACCACAACGACAGCGACAACUAGGGCGACACUUUCAACGCCACGAAGCCGCGUUUUGACUUGGUACAGCAACGGCAAACGGUACCAGGUUACCAUACCUGGUUAAUCGGGGUG